This is a messenger RNA of Triticum dicoccoides, 1918 nucleotides long. Its product is annotated as factor of DNA methylation 5-like. The record is from RefSeq and is a predicted model, not a curated record. NCBI's taxonomy places the organism in Eukaryota, Viridiplantae, Streptophyta, Magnoliopsida, Poales, Poaceae. The transcript is spliced from 3 exons. Gene Ontology annotation, biological process: gene silencing by siRNA-directed DNA methylation. The coding region runs from base 118 to 1647 and encodes 509 amino acids.
AGGCAAAGCGGGCACAGGAAAACAGAGCACUCGAGUAUGGUGGACUAGCCCCCUCUCCUCCCCCGUCACGGCGGCGGCGCACACUAAUCCCCUCCACCUUGCUCACAACCUCCUCCAAUGGAAACCCCGAAAUCAAUCCACCACGAGAGCGGUGAGGAGCGCCUCCGCCGGAUCCGCGCCAACCUCGGCCUCCUUGACCCGCCCGUGGCCCCGUCCGCCGCCCACGACGAAGGCCUCCGCGCCCGCGCCCUCGGCCUCCUCGACUUCGUCCGCCUCGACCUGUCCUCCUCCGGCGCCCCGCGCCCGGACCUCGUCGCCGAGCUCAUCGCCAACUACAAGCCGUCCCCGAAUCCCGGAUGGAGCUCCGUCCGUGGCCAAAAAAUCGAGGUCUCCAUCGAUUCAUUCGCCCAGGCGCUCCGCCUCCCAGGAAAACCUCUGUUCACUUACCCUUAUCCUGCCAGCGCCGUCGUGACCUCCGCCGCCGAAGAGUUCAUGAAGGUUUACAUCCUGGGGCCAAUAGAGUCUUCCACCGACAGGAAGCGCAGGCUGCCGCGGACGGUGGAUGAUGCAUUGAGGAAUUUGAAGGAUCUUCGGGCGCAUUGCAUUGACUGGGCAAAACUUAUCUGGGAACGAGUGCAGGAGGAGAUGCAACAACUGAUUGACAAUAAUAGGACCAGCACGGCAUGCUACUACGGUGCGUACCUGCAGAGGCUCAUCUGGGUGCAGAGCCAAAACCUCUUCCAGCUGCCACCAGAGCCGCCACUGGUAAAUGCACCACCCCAGCCAGCUGCAUUGUGCCCCCAGAAAAAAAGGCUAAAAAUCCGACUUCCGGUCAAUGAGAGCCAAAAGGUUGGCUCCCAAGCGAGUUCCGAGAAGAUUGAUGUGGGGCUAGAGAAGAUGAAUGCAACAUCCAAGGUGAUGAUAGAUGGGGCGUUAGAGAAGAUCGAUGCGGCGCUAGAGAAGAUGAAUGCAGCAUCCAAGGUGAUGAUAGAUGGGGCGUUAGAGAAGAUCGAUGCGGCAUCCAAGGUGAUGAUAGAUGCGGCAUCCAAGAUGAUUGAAGCCACAUCCAAGCAGCAUGACACUAGAGCUGGCGAGCAAGAUGGUGACAUGCAGGAGAUGCAGUCACUCGUCCAUACGCUGGUUACCAAGGAACGACAAAGCAAUGGCGAGUUGCAACGUGCUCGGAAAAUUCUGAUAGAUGAACUGCCGAAGUUUACAAAUGUGCAGGAACAUAUAGGCAUCAAAUGGAUGGGUGAGCUGGAUCUGAAAGCAUUUGCGAAUGCUUCUUGCAGCAAAAAUGUGCCACAAGAAGAUGCACAAGUGAACUCUGCUAUUCUUUGUUCAAAAUGGCAAGCUGAAAUCGCAAACCCGGGCUGGCAUCCUUUUAGGGUAGUCAUGGUUGAUGGUCAAGAGACGCAAAUUCUCUCAGAGGACGAUGACAAGCUACGCAGCUUAAAAGAGGAGCAUGGUGAGGAAAUCUACAGCUUGGUGACAAAGGGGCUGCUUGAGAUGAACGAGUACAACCCCAGCGGACGCUACGCCACACCGGAGCUGUGGAACCGUAAGGAUGACCGGAAAGCAACACUGGAGGAAGCCAUCCAGGUCCUCCUGAAACAGCUGCAGUCACGCAAGAGGACGCGCCGAUGAGCGAUGAGCCCCUUGUACGUGCUUGUUGAACUUAACUCUAAUGUAGUCGUAGUGCUGGUGGAUUAGUUAGAGGUUUGUAGUGGUUCAGUGGUUCUUAAUUAAUGCCCAUGAUCGCCUUUCGCUAGCUGUACAAUUUAGCUAGGCGAUGCUCCUGUUGGAUGUGUGUCCUUUGGCAUGAUGGAUGCUAGCACUAAUCUCAGAAUGUAUUUUGUAUGUAGCCCUGGCAUGGAUGCUAGUGCUAAUCUCAGAAUGUUCAAUUAGGUUUCCUCUA